Molecule: messenger RNA, 2053 nt
Organism: Pteropus alecto (black flying fox)
Lineage: Eukaryota; Metazoa; Chordata; Mammalia; Chiroptera; Pteropodidae
Gene: LHX5
Product: LIM homeobox 5
Exons: 5
Coding region: 563-1771 (402 amino acids)
Biological process (GO): neuron differentiation; regulation of transcription by RNA polymerase II
Cellular component (GO): nucleus
Molecular function (GO): DNA-binding transcription factor activity, RNA polymerase II-specific; RNA polymerase II transcription regulatory region sequence-specific DNA binding
Source: RefSeq, a predicted model, not a curated record
AACCAGGUACAAGCUAAUACUCAACAAUACUGAUGCCUUGUUUUUUUUGCUCUGUCCGGACCGCAACGCUGUAGCCAAUUUAGAUAUGCUAUAAAUUUAAGAGGUUGCCAUGGCCACCGCGCGCCCAUUGGCCACCAGGCCCCCUACGUGCCGUGCCACGUCACCAAAUCUGAAUAAGGAUGCGCGAAUUAGGCGGCGGCCAGACAAAGAUGAGGAUCGGGACCGCUUGAAAGUGGGGGAAAGUGCCGGCGCCUCCGCCACCGGGGAAAGCCGCUCGGCAGCGCCAAGGCCAGCAGCCACCCAAGACACCUGGGAGAGCUCGGAACAAGCGCGGGGGCGCGCGAUCCGGGGCAUGAGGCUGUGAACGCCACCACUCCCCACCCCACUCCAGGCGGCCCAGCGAUCACCCAAGGACUUGACCGGCUGAGUCUUGGUCCGGACCGGACUCGCCCGCCGACGGCCGAGAGAAGAGGCGGCACGCAGCGGCGGGGCCGUGGGGGGCCCGAGGGCCGGGGGCCCAAAGGGAGGGCAAGGCGGCGCGAGCCGCCCGGGGCUCGGGGCUAUGAUGGUGCACUGUGCCGGUUGUGAGCGGCCCAUCCUCGACCGCUUUCUGCUGAACGUACUGGACCGCGCGUGGCACAUCAAAUGCGUUCAGUGCUGUGAGUGCAAGACCAAUCUCUCGGAGAAGUGCUUCUCGCGCGAGGGCAAGCUCUACUGCAAAAAUGACUUCUUCAGGCGUUUUGGCACUAAGUGUGCGGGCUGUGCGCAAGGCAUCUCGCCCAGCGACCUGGUCCGCAAGGCCCGCAGCAAAGUCUUCCACCUCAACUGCUUCACCUGCAUGGUGUGCAACAAGCAGCUGUCCACCGGCGAGGAGCUCUACGUCAUCGACGAGAACAAGUUCGUGUGCAAGGACGACUACCUGAGCUCGUCCAGCCUCAAGGAGGGCAGCCUCAACUCAGUGUCAUCCUGUACGGACCGCAGUUUGUCCCCGGACCUCCAGGACCCACUCCAGGACGACCCCAAGGAGACGGACAACUCCACAUCUUCGGACAAGGAGACGGCCAACAACGAGAACGAGGAACAGAACUCUGGCACCAAGCGGCGCGGCCCGCGCACCACCAUUAAAGCCAAGCAGCUGGAGACGCUCAAGGCCGCUUUCGCCGCCACGCCCAAGCCCACGCGCCACAUCCGCGAGCAGCUGGCGCAGGAGACCGGCCUCAACAUGCGUGUCAUCCAGGUGUGGUUCCAGAACCGACGGUCCAAAGAACGCCGGAUGAAACAGCUGAGCGCACUCGGCGCCCGGAGACACGCCUUCUUCCGGAGUCCGCGGCGCAUGCGUCCGCUGGGCGGCCGCUUGGACGAGUCUGAAAUGUUGGGGUCCACUCCAUACACCUACUACGGAGACUACCAAGGCGACUACUAUGGGCCGGGAGGCAAUUACGACUUCUUCGCGCACGGCCCGCCGUCGCAGGCGCAGUCACCGGCCGACUCGAGCUUCCUGGCCGCCUCGGGGCCCGGCUCCACGCCGCUGGGUGCGCUGGAGCCGCCGCUGGCCGGGCCACACGCCGCCGACAACCCCAGGUUCACCGACAUGAUCUCGCACCCGGACACACCGAGCCCUGAGCCGGGCCUGCCGGGUGCUCUGCACCCCCUGCCAGGCGAGGUGUUCAGCGGGGGGCCCAGUCCGCCCUUCCCCAUGAGCGGCGCCAGCGGCUACAGCGGACCCCUGUCGCACCCCAACCCCGAGCUCAACGAGGCCGCCGUGUGGUAAGGCCACCAGGCCGGGCCGCCCCACCCCCACCCCCAGACGCAGCCUCCCCAAAGCAAAACGCCCGACGCGGCCGUGGCCGGGGGCUCCCUCAGGGGUUCUCUCUCGGGUCCGCACUCAACUGGCAGCUGCAUCUCGGCUGGGCGCGGAGGGGGACCGACCCCCAUCUGCACCCCGCGGGCGCUCCGGGACUCCCGGCCCUCCGCCAGCGCUCUCCCGGCAGCCUCGAGCAAUUUCUUGGGACCAAAGUCAAUACUGCAGAGGGUCAAGAGUUCUCAAGCACGC